CCGCCAACUGGAUUUAUCCCCAGUAAAAGAAGGCGCUCCUCCCUAUAUGCACGUCCUACCUAUCAUCUUAUUCGAGUGUAACAGUGAUAACAACGCGAUCCACAUACCAAGUCAUAUUUUUCUCUCCCUUUUUCAUUACAUUGGCCUUCGGGAUAUCAGGCAACUUGCAAGUCUGACAUUUACCACUACCCGUCAAUCAAUAUUGGGUCAGUUGAUGGCCGGUUCACUAUCUUUGAUCUUGCUCUGCCUGCAAGUGGUCUCCACAGUAUUAGGGAAUUCGGAUCCUAGUGCUCAAAUACAUCGUCGCUCCCCACAAAAGCCUUCCAAACCACCUGUCUCUAACACCAAAGCUAAUGCAAAACCAGUCCCAUUUGGCUUUGGGUCCAAAGUUACUGGCGGCGGAAAUGCCGCCCCUCAAACCCCAAAAGAUCCUGCCGAACUGGAAGCCUGGUUGAACGACCCAGCUCCGAGAGUCAUCUUGAUCAGCAAAACUUACGACUUCACUUCUCCUAAUAUCACAAAAACUAGCGGAUGGUAA
Molecule: messenger RNA, 538 nt
Organism: Puccinia graminis f. sp. tritici CRL 75-36-700-3
Lineage: Eukaryota; Fungi; Basidiomycota; Pucciniomycetes; Pucciniales; Pucciniaceae
Exons: 2
Coding region: 47-538 (163 amino acids)
Source: RefSeq, a predicted model, not a curated record